Molecule: messenger RNA, 1029 nt
Organism: Podarcis muralis (Common wall lizard)
Lineage: Eukaryota; Metazoa; Chordata; Lepidosauria; Squamata; Lacertidae
Source: RefSeq, a predicted model, not a curated record
AUGGUGGAGGUUCAUGAGAUGGUGGCCUCUCAGGGAGGGAGAGAAACAGUGAAGCCAAGGGAUGAACACAGUGUUUCCCAAGAAGAUGAAAAUCAGAUUAACAGGGUGGAGAAAAAACAUGAAUGUACUGUGUGCGGAAAGAGAUUCUGUAGUCGCUCAGCCCUUGCUAGACAUCAAAGCGUACACUCAGGUGAAAAACCUUAUGAAUGCAUGGAGUGUGGAAAGAGAUUCAGUUACAGUGGCUACCUUACUUUGCAUCAAAGAACUCAUACAGGGGAGAAACCUUAUAAAUGCUGGGAAUGUGGAAAGAGUUUCUUUGACAGUAGUACCCUUACUAAACAUCAAAGAACUCACACAGGGGAGAAACCUUAUGAAUGCAUGGAGUGUGGAAAGAGCUUCAGUCGGAGUUCCUCCCUUAAUGUGCAUCAGAUAACUCAUACAGGGGAUAAACCUUAUGAAUGCAUGGAGUGUGGAAAGAGCUUCAGAAACAGUGGCUACCUUAAUGUGCAUCAAAGAACUCAUACAGGGGAGAAACCUUAUGAAUGCAUGGAGUGUGGAAAGACUUUCAGUCAGAAUUUCUCCCUUACUUUGCAUCAAAGAACUCAUACAGGGGAGAAACCUUAUGAAUGCAUGGAGUGUGGAAAGAGCUUCAGAAGCAGUAGCUACCUUAAUGUGCAUCGAAGAACUCAUACAGGGGAGAAACCUUAUAAAGGCAUGGAGUGUGGAAAGAGCUUCAGUUGCAGCAACAUGCUUAUUAGACAUCAAAUAACUCAUACAGGGGAGAAACCUUAUGAAUGCAUGGAGUGUGGAAAGAGAUUCAGAAACAGUGGCCACCUUAAUGUGCAUCAGAUAACUCAUACAGGGGAGAAGCCUUAUGAAUGCAUGGAGUGUGGAAAGAGCUUCAGAAGCAGAAGCCACCUUAAUGUGCAUCAAAGAACUCAUACCGGGGAGAAACCUUAUAAAUGCUGGGAAUGUGGAAAGAGUUUCUUUGACAGUAGUACCCUUACUAAACAUCAAAGAACUCACACA